Saccoglossus kowalevskii is the source of this 1539-nucleotide messenger RNA. RefSeq lists its product as uncharacterized. NCBI's taxonomy places the organism in Eukaryota, Metazoa, Hemichordata, Enteropneusta, Harrimaniidae. The record is from RefSeq and is a predicted model, not a curated record.
UCACUGUCGAUGAAAUGCAAGCUUCACUGUUUAGUAUGAACACUAAUUUUGCAAAGAACUAGUUGACACACAUUGGCAGAUUAAGGUUCUGUUUUUGUUCAGCACCAAAACUUUAAUCCAAUGUUGCCGUGGUCAGCUGGGAGAAGAACUGUUCACAAAUCUGGCAAGAGAUCGAGCACAUUUAUAGAAAACUCUGAAAAUUCCAGCACUUUAUCGAACUAUUCCCAGGAAGACCGACGAAAAGGACACUCUUCGAGCUUUUCUAGAUCUCCAAUCAAAAUAACGAAGCGUCCAAGAUUUCAGUCGCCAGCCGGACCUCUUCUGAAUUCGCCUUUAUCUUCGCCAUCUGCCGGCGGUUUGACGCCGGCGAACAACGCUUCUUUGCAGAUAUCGCCUGUAUCGGUAACUGCAAAACGAUACCAUGUAUGCUCUCCAGAGCUGCACUCGCAUGCAUCACCGUGUGAAACAUCAACAGAUCGCUUCUUAGCAAUGGGACAACGCAGAUAUCCGACUCACCAGGCCCAGUAUUCAAGUCUGGGACUUUUACCAUCGGUGAAAUGGAAAGGAGGUAGUACUAUACAGAAUGCUUUGAGUUCACAUAGUCCCCAUGGCAGGAAUAGUCCUGUUACAGUGAAAAUAGCAGCACAUGAUGGCAUUAGAAGUCCUAGUCCUAUGUUGCAAAGACACAAUGGCAUGGUAGAUCCGCUGAAUAAAGAGACAAUAUUAUCAGCACUGAGAGAAAGUAAAAAGAGGACAUUGAUGCAAGAAAACAAUGAAGAUAAUAGUAGUACUGCUUCAUCACUCUUUGAGAAAGGUUCAAAACGGAGGCGUUGUGAUAACUCUUCUUCUUGCAGUGGUUCAACCUGGGUUACAGCUACCCCAUCACAGUCUGGUAGGAAUACUCCCAUAUAUAAUGGUGACUUAAAUAACACUGAUCUGAAAUCAAGUGAGGGAGGCAGUAUGAAACGAUCUAGAAAUGCCAUUGAGUGUUCUUACAGCUCCUCUAGACGGGUUAGACAAAGAAAGGACCAGUUAGAAAUAUUAUCACAAAGCAAGUUUGUACUUGAACGCGAGUGGACAGAUUUGAAGACUCCGCCACCACCUUUAGCCACACUUGCACUACCAGGAAUCCGAGCUAUUGACGCUAUAUGCAAUUUAUGUCACAAAGGACACAAGGAAAGUGGGAACAGAGGCAGUCGCGAGUGUUGUUAUGAACCAUGUGCUGGUUAUAUGUAUUGUUGUCGAUUAGAUAAACACCGGGAACAUUCCAAAGCAUUACGUCAAAAAGACAAAGAAAUAAAGAACGUGAAAGACAAGAUGAAAGCAUUAGAAGGGGAAUUACAGUCUGUGAAGUCUUUCAUAGCUAGUCUGCCAGUGUUCUGGAACCACGAUUGCAACGACUCUUCCCAGAAAAUUGCUUUGGAUGGUAAAUUGUCACCAGGAAAUCUCCAAGAUGCAGUUGAUCUACCUAAAUUAUUGGAAAUGGGAAAAUGGAAGGUUUCUGAAUUCAAACCUGAUGACGACGACGUGGAAGACUAG